Messenger RNA from Halteromyces radiatus, 6193 nucleotides. Its product is annotated as kinase-like domain-containing protein. NCBI's taxonomy places the organism in Eukaryota, Fungi, Mucoromycota, Mucoromycetes, Mucorales, Cunninghamellaceae. Gene Ontology annotation, cellular component: cytosol. Gene Ontology annotation, biological process: DNA damage checkpoint signaling; regulation of translational initiation by eIF2 alpha phosphorylation. The record is from RefSeq and is a predicted model, not a curated record. The transcript has 18 exons. Bases 366 to 5975 code for a protein of 1869 amino acids. Gene Ontology annotation, molecular function: ATP binding; eukaryotic translation initiation factor 2alpha kinase activity; protein binding.
UUUUUUUUUCUUUUCUCACACAAUACUUUAUUCUAUCUUUUUAUUUGAUUCGCAAACCCCUCUUUCUCCUUCUUUAUUUAUUACCCUUAUUUUAUUUGAUAUACAGUUUGAUCAACCUUGUCAGCAUGGAGUGAAUGAUUAUCUCUUUUCAACUCCAUUGUUAGCUUUUUUCGGUCUUGAAGAAUAUAACUUUUACAACUAUCUGGAUCAACAAUAUUUAUUCACAAACAACAAUAUUUAAAGAAAAAGGUCGUCAAUUCACCCCCAAAAAAAACGACGUUUUAUAUACAUUAUAUUAUUACGCCAACUGACAAUUAUUACUUAUCUUUCCUACUAUUUAUCCAGAAACAAUAUUUUUUAUUCUCAUGGAUCUCGACGAACUUUACGAUAUUCAACAGAAUGAAAUUGAAGCCUUACAAGCUAUCUUUAUGGAAGACUAUGAGGCUGUAAUAAACAAUCCUUGGAAGGUGGCGCGACCGAAUCCUGAAUUCAUACUUCAUCUAUGUCCUCUUGGUGUUGAAACUGAAGAAGCUCAUGUCACUAUUGAUUUGAAGUUCAGAUUCCCAAAAACGUAUCCGAACAAACCACCUGAAAUGCAAGUACUACGACCUAAAGGAUUGACACCAAAAACGGUACGACAAUUAUCUCAUUCACUUGAUAAUGCGGCUCAAGACAUGAUAGGCAGGGAAAUGGUAUAUGAUUUAGCUGAUCAUGCUCGUGCUUUUCUUGCAAAUCAUAAUGCUCCUCCUCCUGAAGAUAACAAACUCAGCUUCCAUGAACAAAUGGUCCUUCGAAUGGAAAAUGAUUUGCGGGCUGAAAAAGAACGUGAACUUGAAGAACAAACACGACGGGCUGAACAAGAAGCGGCGGAUUUACGACGUCAAUCUGAAAUGAUGAAUGUCAAAAUACAACAAGAAUUGGAACGGAAACAAGAACAAGCAAGAGCUACUCGACAACAAAGACAAGAAUUAGGUUACAAAACAAAUGCAUCUAUGGUGGAUGAUGACUUUCAUUCUCAAUUUGGUGGAUAUGAUGAUGAUGAUGACAAUAGUGAUAAACGUCAUCAUUUGGAACAUACGGAUGAUAUCAAAACGUUGGUAUUUGAAAAUUUGAUCACUACUCCCGUGGAAAAAGAUGAUGAUGCUCCCUAUCCAAAGAGGAUUUGCUUCCAUGCUGUUGUUUUGGGUCCAUGUCUUGGUCAAGGUUCCAUUAGUCAAACUUUUUCUGCUCAACCUCUUGGUUAUAAAGUGGUUGGUGAUUAUGAAAAUUCUGAAGAUACUGAAACUAUGAAUUUACCCUGCCUUUUGGCUAUCAAACGGAUUUAUAUCUCUGGAUCAUAUUAUAUGACACAAGCUGGCAAACGAAAGUUACAAGAUGUAGAAAGGGAAUUAGAUCGAUUACGCUCUUUACAACAUCCACAUAUUGUAACGAUUUAUGACGCCAAAUUGGAACGAAGUGACUCUGAUCAUCAAUCUUGGGUGAUGCAUAUUUUAAUGGAAUAUGAACAAGGUGGCAGCCUAUAUGAUUUACUUCAAAAAUGUGGUGGUGGUCUUCGUUUGGCUGUGGCUAGAAAAUACAUGAAACAACUUUUAUGGGCUAUCAAUCAUCUUCAUCUGAAUGGUUUUGUAUGCAAAGGAAUCUCAACCACGAAUGUGUUUUGUACUCAACAUCAAAUGGUCAAACUUGCUGAUAUUAGUUAUUCUAAACGUCUUCAUGACCUCAAUAAAUCGAACCCAUUUACUGGUGAAAAUGAAAAUGACAACAUCUCAAAUAUCUCACCAUCUUGGAUUUCACCUGAAUUACGUGAACGACCUGGGAUCUAUGGACGGAAAAAUGAUAUUUGGUGCUUGGGAAUCAUCUUUCUGGAAAUGUUAUGGGGUGUGGAUUUGACCAAGGAAUUUGGAGAUUAUGAUGCUUUCUUCCGCUCGGUUGCCAAUGAACUUUCUCCAGUUGCUGUUACUUUUGCCAAACGUAUGCUUGAACAUGAUCCCAAGAAACGUCCUACUGCAAUUGAUUUGUUGAACGAUCCUUUCUUUGCUGUUGACGCUACUGGUGUUAUGCGAGUGACUAGUACAAAUGAUGAACCCGAUCAUGGUACAUCAUCAUCAUCUUCCGCUGCUACCACAAAUACGAUCUCUGCAACUCAUAAUAAUAAUAAUACUUUGGGUGGCGAUAUGCUUUUGACUCGUUUGGCUGGAAAAGAUGAUCCUACAUCCUUGGCAAUGAGUCCUAUUGGCUAUGAACAACCUUCUAUGGCUCCUGAUCGUAUUGGUGGUGGACCUAUUUAUACUCCUGCUACUGAUGCAACACGUCCUUCUCAUAUUCAACCUCCAAUAUCCAAUGUUGGUGGUAGUGGUGGCAAUGGUGGUGGUGGUGGUGGUAGUGGUGGUGCUGGAAGUAUAUCUAGAUACAAGACUGAUUUUGAAGAAAUUGAAUUCCUUGGGAAAGGUGGAUUCGGUGAAGUGGUUAAAUCACGCAAUCGACUGGAUGGACGACUUUAUGCUAUCAAGAAAAUUAGACUGGAUCCUCGAGAUAGUGAAGGUGUUCGUAAAAUAUUACGGGAAGUUCAAACCCUCUCUAGUCUACAUCAUCAAUAUGUCGUACGAUACUAUGCCACCUGGUUUGAAGAUGAAGAUGGAACAACUUGGAAAGACAGUGAUGAUGAAGAUGAUUAUUCGGAUGAAUCGGAAUCGGACGAAUUUGAUGAUGAUGAUGUCAGUGUUUUGCAGAAACGAUAUGAUUUUCUUUCCAUGGAAAAAUCCAAGAGCAAAAGUUAUUCAGCAAUUCGUUAUGAAGUGGACAAUGAUGAUGAUGAUGAUGACGACGACGACGACAAUGACGGUAUUGGUACUGAAUCAGACGACACGGAUGAUAGCUCUGGCGAUUAUAUCUCCUUUGCCGUUUCCUCAGAAACAGAUGAAACAGGUAGCGACAAUACAGCAACGAGAAGCAAUAUCAACAGAGGCAACAUGGACAAUAAUAAAACUACUCAAUCCUUGGCGAAAAAAGUCAUUCAACAAUUUCGAAACAAUAGAGAUAUCAAGCAACGAAUCCGAAGCAAUGAUCAUCAAAAACGAACACAUCAUCAACGACCUCGUUCUACACGUGUAUUGUACAUUCAAAUGGAAUAUUGUGAAAAGAAAACGCUACGGGAUAUUAUUGAUGAAAAAGUGGAUGAACAAGAGAUAUGGCGACUCUUUCGACAAAUUCUGGAAGGUUUGGUACAUAUCCAUUCUCAAGGCAUGAUUCAUCGUGAUUUGAAACCCUCCAAUAUUUUCUUGGAUUCCAACAAUGAUGUCAAGAUUGGUGAUUUUGGUCUGGCUACAACAAAUCAAGCUUUAGUGGAUGUGGUCAAUACUUUUAUACGAACAAACAAUAAUCAUGGACUUGGUUUGGGAUUAGAUGGAACCAUUCAUCGACAUAUUGAGAACAACCAAAAUGGUGAUUCUAGUGCUGUUGGCAGUUAUACUGGAUAUUCAGCAACAAGUACUAAUUUGGGAAUCGAUGAAAGUAUGACGACAGGUGUUGGAACUACAUUUUAUGUCUCACCUGAAGUAUUACCUGAUCCAACCACUGGUGCUACCUCUGGUAUGCGAUAUAAUCAAAAGGUGGAUAUGUUUUCCUUGGGUGUCAUCUUUUUUGAAAUGUGUUAUCCUGUUUCCACUGGAAUGCAAAGAGCUAUUGUAUUGAAUGACUUGCGAGCUGGUAUUUUCCCUAAUGAUUUCCCAAAAAAUUACACCAAUCAACGUACCAUCAUCAAGUUAUUGACUUCUCAACAACCCAAAGAUCGACCCAAUAGUUUUGAAUUAUUACGAAGUGAUUUAUUGCCUCCAAAGUUGGAAGAUGAAUAUAUCAAGGAAUGCGUACGAACUAUUGCCAAUCCAAAUACUCCAUAUUACAACAAACUUAUGUUCGCCAUGUUCUCUCAAUCCUCGGAUCGACAUAAGGAUUUCACCUAUGAUUAUCAAUCUCAAGUGGAUAAUCAAUUUGAUCCUUUCUCUCAUAUAUUUUAUGAUCGUAUUCGUGAUCAAAUGGCCAAAGUAUUUCGACGACAUGGAGCCAUUGACGUAUCUGUUCCUCUUUUGAUUCCCAAGAAUGAUUUGUAUGAAUGGAAUUGGAAAAGUCCUGUGUAUGUGAUGGAUUCUCAAGGUUCUCUUAAUCAAUUACCUUUUGAUCAAACCGUUCCUUUUGCAAGAUAUAUUUCUCGGAAAAAAGGAUUUCCUGAAUUGAAACGAUUCACUUUUGAACCUGUCUAUCGUGAAAAUCCUAGUGGAGGUCAACCAGAAGUAGUAUUGGAAGCAGAUUUUGAUAUUGUACAUCGUGAUACAGCAGCUAUGGUGCCUGAUGCGGAAGUACUCAAAGUAGUGGAAGAAAUCUUGGAAGAAUUACCUCCAUACAAGAAAGGUGGUUUCCAUUUUAUGAUCAACAAUGCAAGUAUUACUGAUUUGAUCUUGGAUAAUUGUCGUGUACCUACCGAUUGUCGAAAAGGCGUUCUUGUUACUCUAUCCAGUUUGGCUCGUGGUACUUCCUUUUCUACCGUUCGUAAUGUGCUCAAACUUAAAUUCCAUUUACAACGAAGUGUUUUGGAUGAACUCUCUAUCUUUAAUAUUCAAGGCGAUUUGGAAUCUGUUAGUAAAAAAAUUGAUGGUCUUUUGGUUGGUAAUCAUAAAUCAAGAUUCAGGGAAUGGGUGAAUGAUUUACGUAUCUUACUAUCGGUGGCGAAAAGUAUUGGUAUUCGUCAUAAACUUAUCUUCCAUCCCUUACUAGUUUACAACAAUCAUUUUUAUACCGACGGAUUGGUAUUUGAAGCUAUUACUGACACGGGUGAAAACAAGAAAAAGGAUGUUUUGGCUGUGGGUGGAAGAUAUGAUAUUUUGAUUCAACACUUUGCUCAUCCAAAUGCAAGUGCAAAUCGAAAACUUCGAGCGGUUGGUGUCAAUAUUGCGGUACAGAAAUUGAUUCGACAUUUGGAUGAAUAUCAAUCAGAACAAAUCAAAUAUAUGGUCAAAGCAAAGAAUGAAAAAUUACGUAGUUUCGGUUUAUGGGCACCAAAAAAGAGUGACGUCUAUGUUGCAAGCUUUAACAAAGUCUUAUUACAAGAACGAUUAGAGGUGGUUCGAGAAUUAUGGGCUCAUGGGAUUCGAGCUGAAUUCCAAUAUGAUGAUCGUACGUCAUUGACACCUGAAGAAGUGGCCAACAACUGUCGUAAAGCCAGCAUCAAUUGGAUGGUGAUUGUAAAACAACAAAAACUGAAUGACAAUAGCAAAUUCAGUGGUAAUAAUAACAACAACAAUAACAGUCAUCGUCAUAUGUCAUCAUUACCAUCUUCAUCAUCGUCACAACCUUCAGUCUUGGAUGCAAGUACGACUGUAAAAGUCAAGGAUGUAUUACGGAAAACCGAAUCCGAAGUACCUCGUGCUGAGCUUUGUAUGUGGCUCAUGGCAGAAAUGGCAGAACAGGCGCGUGUGGAUCACAGUUAUACCGUGGGCAAGAUACCUCGCAAUAAGCAUGAUUUCAAGACCAAGGAUAGUCAUCAUCUAGGUGACUCAAAUUUGGAUUAUCCAUUGGAUAGUUCUAAAGGUGAAGGACAAGAAAAGAAGAAUGAUUUUGAUGUACAAGUGGUUUAUGCAGAAGAACGUGGCAAGGCUCGAACAAAAAUGAAACAAAAACGAAAAGCUGUUUUGGUGGACAAAGCCAUCCAUCAUUUAUCACCUAUUGUUGAUAGUCUUACUAAUGGUGAUAUUCAAGUCAUUGCUUGUGAUUUACCCAAGGAUCUUGUACGGCGGAUGAAUGAAUAUAGUUUUUGGUUGGAUGAUGGAUUCAAGAAAACUUUGGAGUAUGCAGAUGUGGGUCAACAACGGGAUACCCUGAUACGUGUACUUCAAGCUGUAACGAAACUGAUUGAAGCAAAACACCCAUGUGUCUGGCUUUAUACACACAAAGAUGAUUUUGCCGUCUUAUGUACAUUUACUUAGAAACUCUUUUUUUUUUUAUUUAUUUAUUUUAUUUUGGCAAUUCGUUAGUAUUCCUUUUUUAUUUGGAUGAUUUUAUGUGAAUAAAAAAAUUUUUAUUAUAUCAAAACUGCUUUUUUUUUUAUUGUUACCUUGUUUGCUUAACACUUUGAUUAGUUAGUUGGUGCCUGGUUGUUCAACUGUUGAUACUUCAUUUUGCUUUUUAUGAACAAUGAAUUGAG